Messenger RNA from Phyllopteryx taeniolatus (common seadragon), 16944 nucleotides. RefSeq names its product midasin AAA ATPase 1 (gene mdn1). Lineage: Eukaryota; Metazoa; Chordata; Actinopteri; Syngnathiformes; Syngnathidae. Gene Ontology annotation, biological process: rRNA processing; ribosomal large subunit assembly. The coding region runs from base 27 to 16601 and encodes 5524 amino acids. Gene Ontology annotation, cellular component: nucleus; preribosome, large subunit precursor. Gene Ontology annotation, molecular function: ATP hydrolysis activity; ATP binding. The transcript has 102 exons. The record is from RefSeq and is a predicted model, not a curated record.
ACCCGGAAGUAAUAGUUUUCUGUCACAUGUGGAGAGGAUUUCUUAACUGCGAGAGAAACGUGCUCGUUUGUUGUGAACGACAUCACGCCAACUUUUUUUGUUGUUGUUUUGUUUCUCCCCCAAACUGCUUUCUCGAGACGACCAAUGACACGAUGGAAAAUCUAGAACUGAGCUUGUCAACACUGGCAACGAUAUGUAGCCAUAUUGACGAAAGUCACAGCGGUCUAAGCCAGUUCCUCUCAAAACAGACUUGGAGUCAGCAGGACAGACGCGGUAUUCUGGAGUGCCUGGCCCAGCUGCUGCUGGAGAAGGAUUAUGCGUUGCUCAUCGCAAGACACUCGCGAGCCCUUGUUCUGGACUUACUGGAGCGGAAUGCGGAGAGGGUUAAGGCAAACGGCAAGAUCAACCACGAUCUCCACGAGCGCCUCUGUGUGGCCCUCAGCAAACUUCUUUGCAUUAGCCCCGAUGCUCAGGCGUUUUCUGCAAGGUACUUCAAUGAUACACCUCCAGUGUUUCAGAGACUCUUCUUUACCAGUGAAGAGGCAUCGACUGUUCAGUAUGGUCCUAGACGAAUGAAACUGCGUGACCUCAUGGCUGCAACCCUUCGCUUCCUCAAGAGUGACUGUGCCAAGUUUGAAAAGCUCUGGGAUUGGAGUCCAUGUGUUUCCCAAUUGCUCAUGAGCGACGUCAUGGUUCGGGGGUACACUGCUCAUUGUUUAGCACUGGUCUCUCAUAUGACUGAUAAUCAGAAAACCAUCUUUUUGAGUAAGGUUCUGACAAGUGAUGAGAUUCUGCAAAUGAAAAUCAGAGCUUUUGAAGAAGUUCAGCAGAUGGAGGUAGAAAAAGCCUUGGUGUUAGCCAAUGAAGGAUCAGCCUUAUGGCGCAAGGAAAAUAAGUACACCCAGGGCCAGUUUGCAUCCGAGGACUUGUCUCAGAAUGUUGUGUCAAUCUGUGGCAUUGUGCUGUCUCGAAAUACUCCAAAACAGACUGAACAGGUUAAUGAAAGGGACAUGGUGCUGGUCAACUCAACCUGCCUCAGUUUGAAAAGACUGGCAUUGGCUGUGGCUUCACAGAAGCCUGUGCUCCUUGAGGGGCCUAUCGGAUGUGGUAAAACUGCUCUGGUGGAGUUUAUGGCUGGCGCUACCGGUCACACAAAAACUACAAAGAUUCUAAAGGUCCAACUUGGGGAUCAAACUGACAGUAAGCUACUGCUUGGGAUGUACCGUUGCACUGAUAUACCAGGAAAGUUCAUAUGGCAGCCAGGAACCCUGACAGAAGCCGUCUCGAAAGGACUGUGGAUUUUGUUGGAAGACAUUGAUCAUGCACCACUAGAUGUGAUCUCUGUGCUCCUUCCAUUGAUGGAGAAUAAAACAUUAAUGAUUCCAGGACGGGAGGAUUGCAUUGACAUAUCUCCAGGAUUUCAGUUCUUUGCAACAAGAAGGAUCAAUUGCAGUGGUGGCAGUUGGCACAAACCACCAAAUUCCAAUGCAGCUUUGCUGGAUAAGUACUGGACCAAGCUGGAGAUUGGUAACAUGACAAGGAAAGAAUUGAAGACGGUGGUUAUUAGGAAGUAUCCAGCUCUGACAAUGGUGGCAGAUCGUCUAUUGGAUAUCUACUGUCAUCUUACUGGGGAAAGGCAUUCAGACCUGUCAUGCGACCGAAGCCCAAAUGAAAACCAACAGUACAAAUCUGAGGAGAGUCCCACUCAGCUGGAGGGGAGAGCUUUGUCCUUAAGAGAUUUGCUGAAAUGGUGCGAGAGGGUCAGCGUCAACUUCAACAGCACUUCUUCAACCACUGCACAUCAUGUGUUUCAAGAGGCUCUUGACUGCUUCACAGCAAUGAUGUCUCACCCUGAAAGCCAACUGCGGAUGGCUGAGAUUAUUGGAAGCAAGCUCAAUAUCUCCAAAGAAAAGGUGCAGCACUUCUGCCAGAUGUAUCAGCCCGCCAUCUCGUUGACCGAGUACGAGGCCUCGGUUGGCAGAGUGACUCUCGUCCGAAAGCAGACUGAAACAGUUCACCUGAGUAUUGAUCACCAGACCUUUGCCGCCACUCGACCAGCUGCCGUUCUACUGGAGCGACUGGCCGUUUGUAUUGCUAAACAGGAGCCUGUUCUAUUAGUGGGAGAGACCGGGACUGGAAAAACCACAACUGUGCAACACCUCGCCAGAGUUACAGGACAUAGGUUGCUGGUUGUAAACAUGAACCAACAGAGUGACACUGCUGACCUCCUUGGCGGGUACAAGCCAGUAGACCACAAGCAGAUCCUACUCCCCCUGCGGGAGGCCUUUGAGGACCUGUUCUCCCAGACUUACUCCAGGAAGCAAAACUUAACAUUUCUAGGUCAUGUGCAGACAUGCUUCAGGGAGAAACGUUGGCACGACCUACUCAAGCUCAUGGACCAUGUCUGCAAAUCUUUCCUCACUAAAGAGUUGCAAGAGAACUUAAAUGCUGCCUUACUGCAGGAGAAGUGGGAUUUUAUGGCAAGAAAACUCAGUCAGACUCGGCAGCAGAUUCGAGCCUGUGAGACAGCCAUGAUCUUUGCUUUUGUUGAGGGAACCUUAGCCAAGGCAGUGAAGAAGGGCUACUGGAUCUUGCUCGAUGAGAUAAAUCUAGCAGCAGCAGAGACUCUAGAGUGUUUGAGUGGACUGCUAGAGAGCGGUGCUGGAUCCCUUGUGCUGUUGGACCGUGGAGAUUUUGCUGCCCUCGUUCGACACCCAGACUUCAGACUAUUUGCUUGCAUGAACCCAGCUACUGAUGUGGGUAAAAGAAACCUGCCUCUUGGCCUCAGGAACAGGUUUACUGAGCUGUAUGUAGAGGAGCUGGACAAUGAGGGUGACUUGCGAAUAUUGGUUUCAGACUACCUCAAAAACCUGAAUCUUCCCAGGAGCGUGAUCGACGGAAUCAUAAGAUUUUACCUGGCAGUAAGAAAGGAGGCCACCUCACACCUUGUGGAUGGGACAGGCAACAGACCCCACUACAGCCUGCGCACACUAUGUAGGGCGCUGAAGUAUGUGGCAGCAAACCCCUGCAGAGUUGUGCAGCGCUCACUUUACGAGGGUUUCUGCCUGAGCUUUCUAACUCAGCUCGACAGGAUGUCUCAUCCCAUGGUCCAGAAACUGGUUUGUCAGCACGUCCUGAAAGGAAACACCAAAUGUCUCAAUCAACCUAUUGCUGCUCCCUUAGGCCAACCUUGUUUGGCGGUUGAGGGCUACUGGGUGUCUCAGGGAGAGUUGGAGCCAACUCUGGAUCCCAGCUACAUUCUCACAGCCUCGGUCAAACUCAACCUACGAGACCUUGCUAGAGUGGUAUCUGCGGGAACUCAUCCGGUGCUGAUCCAGGGGGAAACUUCUGUUGGGAAGACUAGUCUAAUCCACUGGCUGGCUACAGCGACCGGGAACCAGUGUGUUAGAAUCAAUAACCACGAGCACACAGACAUCCAGGAGUACAUAGGAUGCUACUCCUCGAACGACAAGGGCAAACUGGUCUUCGCAGAGGGGAUUUUGAUCGAUGCCAUGAGGAAAGGUUACUGGAUCAUCCUUGAUGAAUUGAACCUGGCCCCUACUGAUGUUCUCGAAGCCCUCAACAGACUGCUAGAUGACAACAGGGAGCUUUUUGUAGUUGAGACACAGGAAGUCAUCAAGGCUCACCCAAGAUUCAUGCUGUUUGCUACUCAGAACCCCCCCGGUCUCUAUGGGGGUAGAAAGGUUCUCUCCAGGGCAUUCAGGAACCGCUUUGUGGAGCUGCACUUUGAUGAGCUACCUAGCAAAGAGCUGGAGACCAUCCUCCAUGAGAGGUGCAACAUGCCUCUAUCGUACUGCGCCAAACUAGUUCGAGUCAUGACAGAUCUCCAGUCACGGCGCAGAGGCUCCUCUGUGUUUGCAGGCAAACAUGGCUUCAUUACCCUCAGGGAUUUGUUCCGCUGGGCAGAGCGCUACAGAAUGGAAGAGCAGACUGAAGCCUCUCACGACUGGCUUCAGCAUUUGGCUGAUGACGGGUACAUGUUGCUGGCAGGACGUGUUAGAAAGCCUGAGGAGGAGGCCACCAUCCUGUCCAUCCUGGAGAGGCACUUUAAGAGGACUGUGAACCCAGAAAACCUGUUCUCUCAGAAACUGGUCAACAACGAGUUUAGUCCCUUAGUUGAUAGCACUGCUGGAGUUCCAGAGGAUUUUCACCAUGUGGUAUGGACCCGCAGCAUGAGGAGGCUAGCCGUGCUAGUCGGACGAGCGCUUCGAUUUGGGGAGUCUGUGCUGCUCGUCGGUGACACUGGGUGCGGAAAGACGACAAUCUGCCAGCUGUUUGCUGCCUUGGCUGGGAAGAAGCUUUUCUAUGUCACCUGCCACCUACACAUGGAAACAACUGACUUUCUCGGCGGACUGCGACCUGUCAGACAUUCCCCUCAGGCUGACGGUGACGAAUGUGAGCUCUUUCAUUGGCAUGAUGGGCCCUUGGUUUUGGCCAUGAAAAAGGGUGGAGUGUUCCUCAUGGAUGAGAUCUCCUUGGCAGAUGACUCUGUUCUUGAGAGACUAAACAGUGUUUUAGAGAUGGAGAAGUCACUUGUUCUGGCGGAGAAAGGCAGUGGUGACGACAAUGAUGUGGAGCUGAUCAGAGCUGCUGAAGGUUUCCGUUUGGUUGCCACUAUGAACCCUGGAGGAGACUUUGGAAAGAAGGAGCUUUCUCCUGCCCUCAGAAACCGCUUCACAGAGAUCUGGUGUCCACAAAGCAAUGACCGUACUGACCUUUAUCAGAUCAUCCAACACAAUCUACGUCCUGGCCUAUCACUAGAUGGUGGUGAUAUUGCAGACCUGAUCCUGGAUUUCAUAGAGUGGCUGACCCUUCAGGAUUUUGGCCGCCACUGCAUCCUCAGUGUCAGAGACAUUCUUUCAUGGGUGAACUACCUCAACGUUGUGUGUAAGCGGGAUGACAAUGAAGGUGGUGCAGACUGGGACCUUAAACAGGACACUGUUCAAGCUAUCAUCCACGCUGCAUGUCUGGUUUAUAUUGAUGGGAUUGGUUCAGGAACCACUGUGUCCAGUUCCAACAACGCUACCAUGGCACGCAAGAUGUGCUUGGGCUUCUUGCACAAGCGACUGAGCAAAAUGACUAAACCUGAUCAGGAGACACUUGAUGCACUCAGGAUCUAUGACACCAGCCUUCUUCGAGCACCUCAGUGGGGCAAAGACUUCUUUGGCAUCAACCCCUUCUACGUUCCUUUAGGUCCUCUGACUGAGAGCAAUAACCUGUCUGACUACACGAUUACAGCAGGCACUGCGGCAAUGAAUGCCCAGAGGCUUUUGCGGGCAUUGAAACUUCGGAAGCCUGUGCUGCUGGAGGGAUCACCUGGUGUGGGGAAGACUAGUCUCGUAUCUGCACUGGCGAAAGCUUCAGGGAACCAUCUUGUCAGAAUCAAUUUGUCAGAGCAAACUGAUGUUCCAGACUUGUUUGGGGCGGAUCUACCCGUAGAGGGAGGGAAGGGAGGAGAGUUUGCAUGGCGUGAUGGUCCACUUUUGGCUGCUUUGAAGAAAGGCCAUUGGGUUCUCCUAGAUGAGCUGAACCUGGCAUCACAGUCAGUGUUGGAAGGACUGAAUGCCUGCUUUGAUCACAGAGCAGAAAUCUUCAUUGCUGAGCUGGGCAUGACCUUCCAAGUUCAGCAAGACAAGACCAAGAUUUUUGGCUGUCAGAACCCAUACACCCAAGGUGGUGGCCGUAAGGGGCUUCCCAAAUCCUUCCUUAACAGAUUCACACAGAUGUUUGUGGACCAGCUCACCAGCAAGGACAUGGAGUUCAUAGGAGUUUCCCAUUUUCCAGCCAUUGAUAAAGAAAUCAUUUCUAGAAUGGUGCAGUUCAGUGACAGACUUUUCCGGGAGGUGAGUGUUGAACGGCGCUGGGGUCAAAAAGGAAGCCCCUGGGAAUUCAACCUGCGUGACAUAUUCCGCUGGUGUCAGCUAAUGCAGGCAGACCACUCGCCGGGAUUUUUCAGCCCUGGCCAACAUGUGGCUUUGGUGUACGCGGACAAGAUGAGAACAGAAGCCGACAAGGCACAGGUGCUGACUGUGUUCAGGAAAGUGUUUGGGGAAGACGUUGAGCCUUACGUGGGUUCGGGACAAUUUCAUAUCACUCCACUCAGCUUACAGGUGGGCUUCUCUGUCCUGCAGCGUAGCGGUGGAGCCCCUGCGGGCUUAGAUCCCCCACUCUCCAUCACACACCGAGCCUUGCGGCCGCUCGAGUCCCUGAUGAAAUGCGUUGAGAUGAACUGGAUGACCAUACUGGUUGGGCCAACAGGCAGUGGAAAGACCAGCCUGGUGAGACUGCUUGCUCUCUUGUCAGGAAACCGCCUCAGGGUCAUGGCCAUGAACAGUGCCAUGGACACCACAGAGUUGCUGGGAGGCUUUGAGCAGGUGGAUAUCAUGCGUCCUUGGCAACAUGUUCUUCGAAGUGUGUACUACUUGGUUGCCAUGGUAACACGGCGUGGCUUGAUGUCACUGGAUGUAGUAGGCCUUCAUGACACGGAGUUUCUGCUCCAGACGUGGGGUCUGUUUUGCCAGUGGCUAAGGGACGAGAAGCUGGAAAGCUCUGUCAGAACGUUGAGCUCUGAGGCGCUAGACAAACUGGAAGUCAUCAUCCUCCUCUUGCAAAAACUGAACACAAAGCUCAAAGUGUUCACAGACAUGUCAAAACUGAAACUGGACUUCAUGCUACUGAAGGAGCAAAUGUCCCAGCAGGAGGAUGGCUGGACUAAUGGAGGAUUUGAGUGGUUAGAUGGAAUGCUAAUACAAGCCCUGCACGCAGGUGACUGGUUGCUCAUGGACAAUGUUAACUUCUGCAGUGCCUCUGUUUUGGAUCGCCUCAAUGCCCUGCUGGAACCUGGUGGAUCGCUCACUAUUAAUGAACGUGGAGUCAUAGAUGGGAAGACCCCAAUAAUUACGCCACACCCUAACUUCAGGUUGUUCCUGACAAUGGACCCUGUGCACGGGGAGCUCUCCAGGGCCAUGAGGAACAGAGGGGUAGAGAUUUACAUCCCUGGGGAAAAUGACGGAAUCUCCUGGGACACGCUGGAUUUGAAAACAUUGCUUCGCACUGCAGGAGUGACUGGUGAUUGUGUGUGUAAUUUGCUGAUUGAAAUCCACAAAAGCAUCAAAUCUGCCAUCUGGGAUUCCCCUGUGUCAUCGGUGGCCUCAAUGUUCCAUGCUGCCACUCUACUGUACUGCCAGCUGCAGAGAGGUGUGGAUUUGCCCAGUGCGCUGCAGCAUGCCUGUCAAGAGGCUUACUCCUUCAGUCAGCACACCGCUGCCAGCCAAAAGCUCGCCCAGCAAGUGAUUGAGCAGCACCUGGCUAUUCUGGACACCAACAACUGGGACACCGGGUUACUUUGUCCUGGAGUUUGGCCCGACAGCUUCCCUUCCGCAUUACUCUCCACCGAAGAUUCCUGUUUCUCAACUGUCCUCCGAGAUGGGCAGGUGUUGUCAUUUUGCCUCAACACUCUCAGCUUACAGGGUAAACGAAAUCGCCCACUAAGUCUGAGUGACCUGCAGAAGGCACUUCAGAGCACUGGCUUCUGUGAAGAUCAGGUCUUCUUGGAGGGAGGGGAAAGUGUGGAGCAAGAUAUGCUGCAGCUGAUGCCAACAGCAGUCAGACUUGUCACUGAGCGUGCUUCUCAUGGAGACUGGAUCAUGCGCAGUUCCUGGCUCUCACAUCUGGGAAAGAGCUACAGAUAUGCCCCAGCUCUGGCUUUGGUUCAAGUGGAAGCAGGAAACCGAGCUCUGAAGGCUGUUUUCAGUAGUGAACUUGCUGCUCAGGGCAAAUCCCUCGCUGAGCUUCUGCAGCCAAACAACAUCGAUGAGCACAAGAUUCUGGUGGACAUGCGAUGGAACAAGCAGUACUUGGACAUUUUAGCCAACAAGUGUAACUUUGAGGAUGAGAAAAGAUAUACGGAGUUUCUGGAGGCCCUGAAUGCAGUUGCCAACAGGAUCGCUCUUCUGAAGGACAGAGAAGAGAGAGCAGUAAUUUGCACCUGCACUGUCAACCUGUCUGCUCAUAACUGUGCCCUGAGAAUAGCCACAGCCUUCUCCAAAGGGACUGUGGACAUUGGUCACCUGGCUCAUCCAGUACUGAUACACCUCCACAGCUUCUUUGACCUGUGGGAUUCCUUCACGCUUCAGGCGGUGCACAGCGGGAAGGCUUACAUCCCAGACCACGUUAUGUUUGAGAUCUUGCGGCUCCUGCAGUGGCUUGAUCAUUUCUGGAAUGUUUGCAACAAGAUGCCAGCAGAUACUGAAGGGGUCGCUGUGAUGUCAAUGCACUGGCAGUGGGUGCAGAAGCACCUCAUCCUGCGUCUGCCCCUCCUCCUGCUGGGAGAUGCCGACGUCACACUAGAAUGCUACAAGGAGCUAAAGGCAGUUGUAGGAGCAAUUCAGACUCUUCUGUCCACUCCGGUGUCUGUGGCUUUGGCUCUGAAAGGCAUCCAGAGAACACUGGGAAAAUGUCUGCCGUUCAAGAUGGAGACUGUUGCGAAGUGUGCAUCUCAGCUCAGAGUUUUGAGUAAAGCCCUGGAUGUGAGAGAGCUCACAUUUGAUCACACAUUCAGUUCUUGGAAGCAGGAACUAGUCUGUCUUCAGGUUGCUGGACUUCGUGCGGACAUUAAGGAAAGUCUUCUUGAAGCCUGGGGACUUGUUCUGCUGGCGAACAACCAGCUGGAUACAGAAAAAUCUGCAAUAUUGGAGAGGUUGGCGUCAAGUGUGGAGCACCUGCAGCACCAGAUGUCUUCCAGUGGUCUCUCGGAGACCCGCAGCAUGUAUGAAGAGGCUGGACCAGCGGAAGGGUUCCCUCCGUCUCGACAAGAACUACAGCACCUAAUCCGCAGGGCUCAGUUGUGGCCCCUGAUGGAGGAAGCGGCUGUACUCAACCAGCUGAGGCUCAGCACAGAUAUAUUGCAGUUAUCUUUUUCACAUAGUGACCAAGAAGCAUUGGAAACCUUACGCCAAGAACUUUCCAGACAUAUUCGCUAUUGCCUCCAGUCCACGCCAAUGAGUGUCAGUCAACUUCGGCCACUCUGGUUCCUGCUCGGUCGUGAAAAGCAGCCAGCGGAGGAGCUUCAGUUUGUGUGGUGUGAGCUGCUGUCUGAAGCUUUGGCUGCUCUGUGGAGGACCGGCACCACAUCCGACCCUGACCAUUGGUUGAAAUGGAAUCCACUCAAUCCUGAGAAACAUCCUGAUUCGGAGGCAAAUUGCGAAGCCAAAAAUAUGGGACCAGCUUUGCUAAAUAAAGCUCUGUGGUCCCAUUGCACACUGGGGGUACUCACCGGCAGUGCGACUGGACGGCAGUGGGAACCAUCGGGGAGUGCACUCCUCUUUGUCUCACAUGUGACCCUAGGGGAGUGGAAGGAGCAGAUUCUGCAGCUCCAGGACUUGUCCGCAAUCUUGUGGGACAAUAUGGCUUUCCCAGCACUGGAAGACCUAAGAGGCACAGAUUUGAGGCUCCAGGGUGCCAUCCUACGUCGACAGUUACAGAGCAUGGCACACCUGUUACCUCUCAGUUUGCGGGAGCUUUAUAUGGAUAAGUGCAAGAACCUGGUUGAGGAAGCCAAACCACCGAUUGCCGCUCAGGAGAUCCAUCAAAUUCUCAGCGAUUUCAUUCCCCCGAAAUUGCUCCCUGACGGAGUGGUGGAUUCCUGUAUUGCCUGCCUGAAGCAAUAUGUUGAAAAUAGAACUGAAGGCACCAAGUCUGUGGCCGGCGCCGGUGUGUUCUGGGUCAACAUGGGGUUGCUCCAUAUCAAAUUAUGGGCACCGCAGACCAUCUUUGACCCAGCUGUCAAGAGGGCCUACAAACUCAACUAUGCCCAGCAGGAGUUGGCUCUUCUGCAGACCGAGUGGAAAGUGCGCAGCCUGUCCUCUGAGCUGAUGACUGGAGCAGAGUUGGAGGAGAGUCGUACCACUGAUGGCCUCCAGCAUCCUCGAAUCAGGUAUCUUUGGAUCUGUAUGCAGCAGGUCAAGGCACAAAUAGCCGAGCUCUCCAGGAAGCAGGCAUUUCGCCCCCAAGAAGCUCACUAUGGAAAGUUAUUCCAGGACCUCCAGCACUACCUGUGCAGCAUCAGCCAGGCAUCAGCUGUGCAAGACCUGCUCUCACACCUCCAAAGUGCUCUGCAGAGUUCCUCCUCGUUAUCCAGGUCAGCCAUCCGGGGUCUGCUGAAGGAGGAGACUGUGUGGCAGAAUUCUCAGCAGUGCUUCUGCCAGAGGCUGCAAGAGGACUAUCCUCUUUACCCCGAUGUUGUCAGGCCAAUGCAGGCUGGAAUCCUCCAGCUCCGAUAUGGCAUGAAGCUGGUGGCCGCCCGAGUAACUGACUCACUGUACCAUGUGCCUGAACUUGCCAAACUGGUGUCCUGCCUGCUUUCCUUUCCCUCCAUUUCUCCCAGUCUGCAAUCCUACCUAGCCCAGGCAGACUUCCUCUGCUCCAAAGAAAGCCUGGACAUUAUGAGUAGCCUUGGGCAGCGACUGUCACAACAAGACAUCAUUCAGUUGGACCUGCAACCCUCCACAUUGCUACUCAAUGCUCUGCUUUUUGUGCAGUGCCACACACUUGGCACAGGACAGUUCAGUGAUGCAACGCGAAAUAUCUUUAGGCACAUCUGUCAGGCUCUAGUGAAUGAGUGGGACGAGAUGGAGAAAAAGAAGAGAGACCGAGAACAGCAGGAGGCUUGUCUGUACCGCAGCCGCAGCAAGCUGCAUGGUACAGGACUGACUGAGGCGCAGCAAGAGGAGAAGGACUUCAGAUGUCAGUUCCCUCAGUUUGAAAAGGACUUUGCAGACAUGUGUCUGCCGAGCCUGGAGGGCCCCACAGAUGCACGCCUGGAAGACGGCGAUGCCGUGAAGGUGCUCGACGAAAGCCAUGUUCUGUCAACUACUGCAAUGAACACAUUAGUGCAAAUUCAUCAGCGCCUAUGUCGAGGUUUUGCCCAGUCAUUGUGGUACCAGAACAGAUCACCCAAAAGUCCAAGUACCGACUAUGUCAAGGCCCUGGUUUGCUCUUACCAAAUCGCUGCCCCCUUGAUUGCACACUUCUAUCAUCUGAUUGAUGCAGAACUAAACCAGCAGCUUGCAGGCAGUGAGCUGUUGCUGUCAACUCUCCUCCAGAACACAGUGCAAGGCUCACCAGGAUCUGAUAUGCUGGUUCUCACCUCAGAAGGGCCUUAUGACUUCUAUCAGCACCCCAAUAUAAUUGAGGCCCGCCUCUGUCUUCCUGUCCUGGAAGAGAUGUGGACUGCUGUAAAGCAGAGACUCGAGGACUGGCCAGAUCACCCAGUGCUUGUGCAGCUCGUUGUGGUGAUUGAGAGGAUCAUGACUUUCAGCUUGUCCAGUCCACUGGCAAAGUUCCUCAAUGGCCUGGAGAUACUACUGAGUAAAGCACAAGAUUGGGAGAAUAACGCCAGUCGUGCGGUCUCCCUGCAGAGCAAUAUGACGGCAAUUACACAGCUCAUUAUGAAGUGGCACAAACUGGAGCUAAAUUGUUGGUCAAGCAGUCUGGACAAUGCUGUGAAGCGUCAUACUGAGAAAUCCACUCACCACUGGUUCUCUAUUUACCAGCUCUUAGCAAAAUAUCUGGAGGAUCAGAUGAUGAAUGCCGAUACAGGUAAGGAGAUGGGAGGUAUCUCCUUGUCUUCAUUGUCCUCCACGCUCCAGGCCUUCGUGGAGUGUUCUAGCCUGGGCGAGUUCAAUACCCGGUUGGCCAUGUUACUCAGCUUUCACUGCCACCUCCUCCUGCUCCCUACUCAGCCUGGACAAGCUGCCUUGUCUCAUCUUCUGUGGAACCUGCACAAAUACUACAGCCAAUUUUCAGACUGCAUUCAGAACAAAGUUAGAGAGCUCAGACAACCGAUCGAGAAGGAUCUUAAGGAUUUUGUCAAGAUCUCGAAGUGGAAUGAUGUUAGUUUCUGGUCUAUCAAGCAGUCAGUGGAAAAGUCACAUCGGACCCUGUUCAAGUUUGUCAAGAAGUUUGAGGAUAUUCUCAAUGGUCCCUGUGUUGCUCUUCUGGUAGAACAGAAAAACACUGCCUUCCUCGAUAAUUCCGAUAUCAAUCCGAAGGAAACGCCCAUUCGCCGGAUUCGUCGGGCACUCAAGCGAGCUCUGCCGGGAAAGAACAGAGAACAGCCGAACAAGGGACAAGAUGAGGCGGUCGAAUUGGAAUCUCUGCAAGGACGUCUGCCUCUUCUGGCCAGAAAGAUGGAGAAAGUAUGUGCCCAACUCCUAAAGAAGCACCCAGCACUGGAGCUGACUGAAGAUCUGGAGUUCUUCGCUGGCGAAGUCCUCAGAAAUGUGCAUGACUUGCAGGGCCUCGCCAUUGACAUGUCUAUAGAAAAAGACAAACAGAUGGCUCAGGUGAAACACAUCCUGCAGCAAAAGCAGAGAGCUCUGUCGAGCCUCUUUAAAAUACUCACAGAAAUAGGUCUGUCGUACCGUAAAGGGUUGAUAUGGUGCAAGACCGCUGACCAAGAGGAAACCCUCUGCAUCCAGCCACUGGAUAUCAGCGCCGCUUUUUCUACUUUGGUGAACCUCGCGGCAACUGAGACCACGUUGAUGUCAGAGUUGCUCAGCGCGUGGGAUGGGUGUCAGCACUACUUUUACCGUUCAUGGGCGAGGAUUAAUGCCCUGCGGUUGGCGCUCCAGCAUGCGAAAAAAGAGCUGGGUCUGGGAAACAUCGAGCGGUGCAAAGGUUUCUCAUCUCAUCUCUUCAACCUGCUCCUCAGACAGAGGCAACGACUGGCCAAGCUGACUGAGCAGUGGGUCCGUUUCAGGAUGCUAACGAGCACCGUCCAAGAUAUCAAGGAUCAACUGCAAAGUCAAAGAGAAGACACAGACUGCACACUCCUGCCUCAGGCACCUCUGCAUGGUUGGGUCGACAAAGGGCAGGCUCUCGCUGCUCAGUUUUCGAUCCUCCUGCAGCAGCUGUCCUGGCUGCUGCAGUGCUGCCCCGAAGCCCUUCGGCCGCAGGAGGAGGAGAAUAGCCACUUCUGGCGGCGCUCUCUGAGAUGCACGUCUCCAAUGGCGGCUCACCGCCAGUCGCCCGUGUGCCAGAUGCGGAAAGGAGAUGCCGCCUGGGGGCAACUCAACCGGCGUGUAGCUGCAAUGCUGGAGAAAAUGCUGCACUUUAAGAGCGAGCUUCACAAAAUAGCACAGCAGAGCUCAGAGAGAGUACUUCUGACAUGGAAGCAUUUUGUUACGUGUUGUUCGGCAUUUGACCAGCUAGCAACGGCGGCGUCUCAGCUGUGUGAUAUCGAGCGGCUCUUCGCGCCAGCCACAUGCAUCGGCGGCAGAAACCUUACGCCGGCCGUCAUCCGGAGCCUGCGGUUUGUUCGGCAAGAGGCAAUGAACAACAUCGCUGAGUUUACCUUGUGGAAGACGCAGCAUCUCUCGGUCGGACAGCCUACCUCAGAUGACCUAUCUCCAUUCUGUUGCGAGUUUUCUGCUGAGCUGGAGGCCAACAUCAGCAGCUUGUUGUGUGCUGUCCAGACUCUUGUAAAGAGAAGGGAAAACAAUGACAACAAAGGUCCGAUAAGUGGAAAGGAAGAGGUCGGCGAAGAGCGCGUGAAAGACUUACUGAAGCCGGGACACUUGACCCAUCAGCUGGAGGAGGAGCUGGCUGCCGAUGUGGAGGCUCUGUGUGUGGGAGAUGUCAACGCCAGGCUGGAGAGGCUCCUGGGCUGCUUAGAAAUGCACACCAACUCCUCUCGGCCGCAGAAGCUCCGGGAGGUAAACCGAGCAUGCGGCAUGCUGGUGCGUGUGGAGCCGCUGCUGGGGAUUUACUCCGAUCUUGUUCGUUACUUUCUGUCUGUGUCAGUGGGAGUGCACAGGUGCACUGGCAAACUGUUAGCAGUAUUGGCUAACAUCUUCACUGAGCUCGCUCAGAAGGGGUUCUGCCUGCCUCAGGAGACGAAUGCUGGAGAAGGUGAAGGUGCCACUGAGUUUCAUGAUUAUGAGGGUGGUGGAAUUGGUCAAGGCGAGGGCACCAAGGAUGUCAGUGACACGAUUGAGAGUGAAGAUCAGGUGGAGGAUACCUUGGGGGAGGAUCAGGAGAAAGAACAUCAAGAUGACGAGAAAAUUCAAGCGGAAGACAAUGCUGUUGAGAUGUCCGAGGACUUUGAUGGCCCAACACAUGAUGGGGAUGAGCAGGAUGCUGAUGUGGAUGAGUUGGAUCAAGAGACUGAGCGCGAGUUGGAUCAAAAGAUGGGCGAUCUGGGCGACGGACAGACGAACACGCUCGAUGAGAGAAUGUGGGGAGAUGAUGAGGAGGAGGAGGACGACGAUGAUGAUGAUGAUGAUGAGGGAGCAAGUGACAGAGAGGAAGAGUCUGGCCAAGGCAUGGACCAGGGGGAAUCCGCAUUAGUUGCGAAAGAUGACAACGUGGAUGCUGCCGAGCCUCCCAAAAAUGAACGGGCCAGCGAUGACCAGAUGGAUGGUGAGGGGCAAGACGAAAUCAACGAACAAAGAGAUGAGAGGGAGUUUGACAAGAAUGAAGUGGACCCUUAUCAUGGCCAGCAGGAUAAGAGACCUGAACCCGAUGCUAUCAGUCUGCCUGAGGAUCUUAACCUGGACCAGGAUGAUGAGAUGGGAGACGAUAGAGAAGGCGAUGUAGAAAAUCCACUUGACAUCGAGGAGGAGGCCAUCAAUGCAGAUGGGGAUGAAGAUGGACCGAAGGAGGGAGAUGAGGAGGAGGAAGCCGAGCCAGUGGAGAAAGACGAGUCAAACCAAGAAGAUGACAACAGAGAACCGGAGCCCAAGACUGAAACGGAAGAGAGUGGACACGAAGUGACAACCGAAGAAUCCAAAAAAGAGGAGAAUCUGCCUGUUCCCAAAAAGGAAGGAACCAAUCCUAAAGAAGAGGAGUCUGAUGCUAUGGACGAUGUUGAGCAUCAGCCAGAGUCCGCUCAGAGAAAAGAACACAAAACUGAAGGGCAAACUGGAGAGCAGAAUUUCCAGAGUGAUACUGCUGUGGAGCUGGCUGGAGAGGCACCAGAAAGAGACGGAGCAAAAGAGGAGCAUGGGACUGGAGCAGCUGAUGCUAACGAAUCAGCAGGCCACCAGUCAAAGCUGACUGCAAGAAUGGCUUCGCAGACACAGACACAGAACAACACUCAGAGCUUCAAAAGAAAACCUGGACAAGCAGACAAUGAACGUUCAACAGGUGACGACAAUGAACUCGUUAACAAGCGUCUUCGUACGUUGGAGAGCACCCGCGACCGGACGCACGACAGCACGCGAGGUGAAAUCCGACAAGAGUCCGACCUGUACGAGCACAUCAAUGAAAAGGAUAUGGCCUACGAUAGCCAAACAUACGAUGUUGCCAACGCAAAUCAGGAGGCAGCAGGACCUCAACAGGUCAAGGAUGAAAAUCUGCAUGAGGAAGAUCUUUCAAUGGAAACAGAGGACUUUCAAGCUUCUGAGGUCCAGGAGCUGAAACAUAAGCAGCUGGAUGGAACAGAGACCCUGCAGCAGCAAGAGGCAGAGAACGUCGAGAUGCAUCCGCAGAGGCAAGAAAAUGAACGCAAUGAAUGGAAGGAUAGCAGGCAUCCCAGAGAUGGAGCGAAAGCAGAGAGAAAGUCACAAUCAAGCUUUCACACACUUCCUGAGCUGCUCAUAGACACAAUGCAGAAUUUAGAGAGCGACCCAGGGGACAUCAGGAGGGAGAUGGAGGUGCAGUUAUCGUUGUGGCACCAACUGACUCCAGGAACGCAGGAGGAGGAGAGUGCAGCGGCACACAUGUGGCACCAGUACCAGACAAUGACCGACCUUCUUUCCCAGCAACUGUCCGAGCAGCUACGCCUUAUUCUGGAGCCUACACAAGCGGCAAAGCUCAAAGGUGACUACCGCACAGGAAAGCGCCUCAACAUGAGAAAAGUGAUCCCGUACAUUGCCAGUCAGUUUCGCAAGGACAAGAUCUGGUUGAGGAGGACCAAGCCCAGCAAAAGAGAUUACCAGAUCUGCCUGGCUCUGGAUGACUCUUCCAGUAUGGGGGACAACCACUCAAAACAGCUGGCAUUUGAAUCCCUGUCAGUGAUCGUCAAAGCUCUCACUCUGCUGGAAGUUGGACAAGUGUCUGUUUACAGUUUUGGCGAGGAGGCGCAGCUUCUCCACCCGUUCCAGCAGCAAUUCAGUGACGAUUCCGGAGCUCGGAUUCUCCGAUUGUGUAAAUUCCAGCAGAAGAAGACCAGAAUAGCUCAGUUUCUAGAGAGUGCCACCGAGAUGUUUCUUGCAGCACGAAAGCAGAUUUUACGAUCGACAAAUUCAGAGACGGCCCAGCUGCUGAUCGUCGUCUCAGACGGUAGGGGGCUCUUCCUGGAAGGCAAAGACCGAGUGAUGGCAGCAAUACAAGCAGCACGCAGUGCAAAUGUCUUCCUCAUCUUUGUGGCGCUUGAUAAUCCCGACUCCCGUGACUCUAUCGUGGACAUCAAGGUGCCAGUAUUCCAAGGGCCGGGAGAACUCCCAGAGAUUCGCUCCUACAUGGAGGAGUUCCCGUUCCCCUUCUACGUCAUCCUGCGUGAUGUCAAUGCCUUACCAGAGACCCUGAGUGACGCACUGAGGCAGUGGUUUGAACUUGUCACAGCUGCUGCCAAGUGACAGUUUUUUUAUUUGUUUUGUUUUGAACAAAAGAAAUCAGACUGCAGUAACCAUGAAUGCAUCACUGGUUUGCAAAACGGACUUGCUGCUAUAAAGGUGUAUUUUCAUAAAUACUGUCAAUAUACUCAGAUUAUUGUAGCGUCGGAAAUGUGUCAUUCCAUUUUUUAUAUUACAUUUGUAAUCUAGCCAUGAUUGCAUUAACUUUCAUGUUGGAUAUGAAAUAGAAAUGUGACAUUUUUUUGCGUGAAACACUGUGGUGAAAUCAGUCACUACAUAUACUUGUGCUGUUUCCCAGUGUUUUUUUGAAGUGAAGAUAAUAAUAAACAUUCAUUGUGAACAUAAA